Molecule: messenger RNA, 1710 nt
Organism: Babesia bigemina
Lineage: Eukaryota; Apicomplexa; Aconoidasida; Piroplasmida; Babesiidae
Exons: 2
Coding region: 1-1710 (569 amino acids)
Source: RefSeq, a predicted model, not a curated record
AUGACCUCUUUAAACCACAAUAAAAACUUGUGCCUUUCCAUCGACUGGUUGAUCCAGGUUAGGUAUGGGAAUGGUGAUGGUGGUGAUGGUCUUGACCAGUUGUCUCAAGCUUUGAAAAAGUUGAUUGAGGAGGCUAUUGAGAAGGCUGAAAAGUCCCUUAAAGCCGAAAAAGAUAAACUUGAAUGCCCCUUCAAAUACUCUGAUAAGGAGACUUACUGUCAGUACUACCAGAGACUGCAUGACGAGGCUGAGAAAAAAUUCAAAGAAUCCAAAAAAACCGUUGAAAAUAUCCCAGAUAAUCAUAGUAUUAACUUCUAUAAAACAUGUCUAGAAGAUUGUAUAAAGGCUCACCAAAAACAUCCUCCAUCUGCUGCCUUGAAGUCUGUUGAAGAGAAGAUUGUCCAGCUUGGUCACCUUGCUGGCCAGCUUGGAGGAUUUGUUGGUCAAAGUGAGAGUGUUAAGAAAGCUGUCAAGAAUGCUAUUAUCGCUAAAAUUAACAGUAAUGAAGAGCUUAAACAUCUUUACUCUUCUCUUGUUACUAACCUUUCUGAGUCUGUCAAGUCUGCUGGCCAGGCUGAUGACACCGGAAAAAUUAGUGAGCUAAAAAGUAAAAUUACCACUGAAAUUAAGCUUACUGAAGAGACAAUGAAGAAGCUUAAACCUUCUGUAAUUAACUCUCCUUCUUCCCCCUCUCCCUCUGCUGAGUCAGACAAAUUGCACUCCAAGUUGCAGGCUUUGGAGAAAGUGGAGAAGCUUUGUGAAAAUUAUGAGAAACUUAAAACUUCUGAUAAUAACCCAAAAAAUCUCUUAGAUAAUUUAUGUGACGGCCUCGAAACCUUCCUCGGCUUCAACUCUGCUUCCAAAGGCUACGAUGGCACUGGGAUAGUGUACUCCGACUUGGAUAGGCUGUGUGACGGGGUGAUGGGAUUUUUGAGUGGAGUGCUUGGUGCGGUGAAAAACACUCAGACAUACAAUGUCGGUAAAAAUACAUUACAAAACUUGGUAAGUAAUGAAAUUAACAAUCAUCUUUGCUCAGGGCACGAGGGCUUUAAAAGGCUUUUCGAAAAGUUGCCCAAGGAAAUCGAGAAGUAUAACAGGGACGUGAAAAAACAGAAUGAUGAUAUCACAGCCAAGAUAAACAAUUUAGAGAUGCAGUUAAAUACCAUGAAUGAUAAGGUAAGUAAAGUUUUAGAAAAUGAUGCUGUUUCAGGUACAACCAAGAAAUCCGUGCAGGCUGUGACGUACAGUGAGGAGCACGUGGAAUACGCUGUGAUAAAUAUUAGGCAGUAUCUUCGUGACUGUCAAUAUAAUGCCGAUAGAUUCAACGAAGCAUUCGACCUAGAACAAAGAUUAGACAUGCAAACUGCUGUUAAUGAUCUUAACUCUAAGUUACGUAAUGAUGUACUUGUAGCCACGAAGGCAGUCAAACAUGAAACACAGCGACUUGAGCAGUUGGCGCAGAAGGAGUGGGAUGACUAUAAAUACAUGAAGAGAACGGUGAGAGCAACGAUGGAGAGUCUGAAAUUAUCAGUUAACGGUGAGGUAAAAUACCAGGUAGAUGAACUAGUUAAGAAAUUGAAAGAGAAGGUUACGGAAAUGAAAAAUAACCUUGACCCAAUUAGAGACAAUCUCGGGGAAUACAUCGGACAUUUGACUGCGUGGAAGUCAGCAGGCGACACAGCCGUUUCGACAGGCGAAGUCGCAGUCUGA